Meleagris gallopavo (turkey) is the source of this 3664-nucleotide messenger RNA. NCBI's taxonomy places the organism in Eukaryota, Metazoa, Chordata, Aves, Galliformes, Phasianidae. The record is from RefSeq and is a predicted model, not a curated record.
CAGCAUGCUGGUGUGUGCUGGGACCAUCAGCCCACAUCCUUGCAGGAGCCAUAACACUGGAGAACCAGCUGGUGAUCCUUGCAACAUCAGUGGUAGAUGCAGGAGACUACUAUGUCCAGGCUGUCAAUGAAAAGAACGGCGAGAACAAGACAAGCCCACUUAUUCAUCUCAGCGUAGCGAGUGCCAUGGACCCAUCUGACACCACGGCUCCCAUCAUCGUCAUCCCUCCGCAGAACACAAGCGUUGUAGCAGGGAGCAGCGAAGUCACAUUGGAAUGUGUAGCCAGUGCAAGACCUGUUGAGAGACUAAGCAUAAUGUGGAAGAGAAAUGGAAUAAAAAUCACCAGUGGAAUUAGCAGUUUUGGGAGACGCCUCACGAUCACCAACCCAACCUCUGCUGAUGUUGGGAUGUACUUCUGCGAAGCAAAACUGAGAGACAGCACAGAGGAACCAGCAAGAGCCAAAGCCUUCAUUUCUCUAAUGGUUAGCGGGAAGGAGUGCACUGCAGUGCUGGUGUUAAUGAUGUGUACCUACUGCUGCUGUUCUACUCUGCUAGAUGAGGGUGCAACACAUGCAGAGCCACCAUAUUUUACUGUGGAGCCCGAGAGCGUGAUUUUGGCUGAAGUGGAGAAAGAUGUGGACAUCCUGUGCCAAGCAAUGGGUGUUCCUAUUCCUUCCCUGGUUUGGUAUAAGGACUCCAUCCCCCUCAGCAAGCUGCAAAACCCCCGCUACAAAGUCCUGCUGAGCGGGGGGCUGCGGAUCCACGCGCUGCGUCCUCAGGAUGCGGGGAUAUUCCAGUGCUUUGCCAGCAAUAAAGCUGGGGAGAUACAGACCUACACCUACCUGGACGUGACCAACAUUAAGCCAGCAUUUAUACAGCCUCCAGAGGACACCACUGUGACUGAGGGGAUGACUGCCAUGCUGACCUGCGAAGUUUCAGGGGCUCCAAAACCUGCCAUCUCGUGGAAGAAAGGAAACCAGAUCUUAGCCAGUGGCUCAGUUCAGAUUCCUCGGUUCAUUCUUCUGGAAUCCGGAGGGCUCCAAAUAACACCCGUGUUCCUUCAGGAUGCUGGCAAUUAUACUUGCCAUGCAGUCAACUCCGAAGGAGCUCUGAAUGCUUUUGUGAUGCUGACAGUGUGGAAUCGGACUUUCAUUGUUCACCCUCCUGAGAAUAGCACUGUGAUCAAAGGAACUACAGCCACUCUGCGAUGUGAAGCAACUCAUGAUCCUAGAAUUUCAAUCAGGUAUGUUUGGAAGAAGGACAGUGUUGUAAUAAAUCCAUCCAGCAGUUCCAGGAUCACAGUAGAGAAAGAUGGAACCCUCCUCAUCAGCCAGACGUGGUCGGGUGACAUCGGGGACUAUACUUGUGAAGUCAUUUCUUUUGGAGGAAACGAUUCCCGAAUGGCUCGACUAGAAGUGAUCGAGCUGCCUCAUUCCCCUCAGAAUCUUCUGGCCAUCCUGAAUUCCUCGUACAGCCGCAGUGUGGUGCUUUCCUGGGUGCGUCCCUUUGAUGGAAACAGCCCUGUUCUCUACUACAUGGUCGAGGUCUCUGAGAACAAUUCUCCCUGGAAGGUUCACCUAUCAAAUCUGGACCCGAAGAUGACCAGUGUCACUGUGAGUGGACUCACUCCAGCCCGAACCUACCAGUUCAGGGUGUGUGCAGUUAACCAGGUGGGAAAAGGCCAGUACAGCUCCGAGACCAGCAGGUUGAUGCUACCUGAGGAGCCGCCCAGUGCCCCACCUAAAAACAUCGUGGCCAGCGGGCGCACCAAUCAGUCCAUCAUGGUCCAGUGGCAGCCUCCUCCUGAAAGCGAACAUAACGGAGUUCUUCAUGGGUACAUCCUAAGGUAUCGUCUGGCUGGCCUCCCUGGAGAAUACCAGUAUAAAAACAUUACCAGUGCAGAAAUUAACUACUGCUUAGUGACAGACCUGAUCAUUUGGACCCAGUAUGAAAUCCAGGUGGCAUCUUACAAUGGAGCUGGGCUGGGAGCCUUCAGCAGACCUGUGACUGAGUACACUCUGCAGGGAGUGCCGACAGCUCCGCCGCAGAACGUGCAGGUGGAAGCCGUGAACUCCACCACCAUCCAGUUCCUCUGGAGCCCUCCACCCCAACAGUUCAUCAAUGGUAUAAACCAAGGAUACAAGCUCCUCGCAUGGCCAGUGGAUGCUCCAGGGACUGUGACGGUGGUCACAAUUGCUCCAGAUUUCCACGGUGUUCACAGUGGCUGCAUCACCAACCUGAAGAAGUACACCACUUACUACACAUCAGUUCUGUGCUUCACCACCCCUGGCGAUGGGCCACGCAGCGCUCCGCAGCUCCUGCGCACGCUGGAAGACAAGCCGGGAGCUGUGGGACACCUGAGUUUCACUGAGAUUCUGGACACGUCUCUCAAGGUCAGCUGGCAAGAACCUGUAGAGAAAAAUGGCAUCAUUACAGGCUACCAGCUCUCCUGGGAGGUGUAUGGCAGGAACGAAUCCCGGCUCACCCGCACGCUCACCAACACAACUCUGGAAUACAAGAUCACGGGGCUCUCAUCUCUCACCACGUACACCAUCGAGGUGGCAGCUGUGACUGCGAAAGGGAGCGGGUGGGUCACGUCCUCCACCAUCUCAUCUGGGGUGCCUCCAGAACUUCCAGGUGCUCCAUCCAACCUGGUGAUCUCCAACAUCAGCCCUCGCUCUGCCACACUUCAGUUCCGUCCAGGGUAUGAUGGCAAGACCUCCAUCUGCAAGUGGAUAGUGGAAGGCCAGGUAUGGCCCUGACAGAGAGCUCUCAUUGAGUCAAACAAGGAUCAUCACAAGCAACUCAUUCACCAGAGUUUGGUCCAUUUAUUUUAGAAAUGGUUUCAAACCUGAGUUUGUGUCCUGAUAGGUUCAUAUUCAGACCAGGUGCCAACCUGAAAUUAUCUCAUAGAACAGAAGUAUAGGGAGAAUUGCAGUGAACGGUUAAGAUGCCAUUGUUUGUGACACUGGGUGUAUUUGUGCCAUUUUGUAAGGGAAUAUCCUGAGGUUUUCUGUCCAGGCUUCUAGAUUUGAAUAGGCUGAAUUCUCACCUUCCUCAGACUUAAAUGAUAUUCCUCUUUCUGCUGCCAUUAUGCCUUGGAGGGCUUACAUAUUCCUCAUUUGUUUUCCUGACAGAUGAGCUUUGCUUCUUCCUUUCCACCCACAGAUCUUUAUAAAUAAUAUAAUCUGUUUUUAAGACCAAAUGUUGGACUUUCUAAAUCACCGUCACCACUUAGACAUGUUGAUACAAUCACUUCACUUGAUAACAAGACUGCUGUGAACAAGUUGGUACAUUUUGUACAAUUUACAUACACAUUAUUGCAUAUUGCAGAAUUAAACGCUGAAGUUUUAUAACAUGGUGGCUUGGCACACUUUGGGAAUCAUGUGUUGGAGCAUUGCAUUGGUAUUGGUAGGAAUUCAAUUCUGUAAUCGAGAAUUACAAAAAGCCACUGAAAUUAAAUAAAUUUGAGUGCUUUAAAAUGUCAGUAAUUAUUGCCACAGUGUUCAUCCACAUCCUUGAAGAGCCGUCAGUACCAAAAGCAAUUGGAGGGUUCUUGGUGUGCAGGCAGGGAAGAGAGGGGUGAGUGUUCACAGACACCUGUCAGCAUCUUAUGCACUGCUGGUAAAGUCAAGGGACUGAUGGUUCUGGUAGAUCCUGGAUC